This is a messenger RNA of Caenorhabditis remanei, 747 nucleotides long. RefSeq lists its product as uncharacterized. NCBI's taxonomy places the organism in Eukaryota, Metazoa, Nematoda, Chromadorea, Rhabditida, Rhabditidae. The transcript is spliced from 5 exons. The coding region runs from base 1 to 747 and encodes 248 amino acids. The record is from RefSeq and is a predicted model, not a curated record.
AUGAUACGAUUCCUUCUUUUUUUCAUCUUCCCAUCUGCAAUUCAUUGCUGUUUAGUGGUAAAGACAGUUGCGCCACCAAAAUGCGAGUGUCCGUACGUGGCAUUGGACAAAUAUAACAUUCAAUCUUAUGCCAAUGGUGACGAACUUUACGAGGAAGCACUACGACUCCGUCCAAUUUAUCCUCCAACAACUAUAAUUGAUGAUUGCUCGAUAUCAAUCCGUUGUGAAAAUGAGAGUCAUAAACUCAUGGUUUGGAGUACAAAAAAUUAUAAUUUCGGAACUUACUCAGCCGAUGGUUUUUGUGAUCCGUAUACUCAAAAGUGGUCGAUGGCUUACGGAGGAGAAAUGAAAAGUUUGGAUUACAUACACGCGUUUUGUUAUAACUAUCGCAUAAGAAACAACUGUUCAUGUUUAAUGGAGCCAGUGAAUACUCAAUAUGCACCCGAAUUUCUGAACAUAUAUCCGAUAUAUGUGGAAUCUCUGUACAAGUAUGAAUUGUACAGGCCGGUUUUCGAGUUGGAUAAGUGUCCAACGAUCAUUGAAUGUCAUAAAGAUAAUCUGAAGAUAGCUGUGAUCAGCCCAUAUCAUUCUUACGAGAUGAUAGAGCCAGAACUUCAUUGUGAAACAGAUGAAUAUGACAAACCAAUAUGGGCGGUAAAACCUGGUGGAGGACAUGAAGAAUUCAAAAGUUAUACUUUGUUCUCAACUUGCGUCGACUACAGUAAGACUAAAACGCCUCCCGUCUAG